This is a messenger RNA of Notodromas monacha, 2451 nucleotides long. The record is from the annotation of a GenBank genome assembly. NCBI's taxonomy places the organism in Eukaryota, Metazoa, Arthropoda, Ostracoda, Podocopida, Cyprididae.
AUGGAACCCGAGGGGUCGACGUCGUAUACUGGGUACUUUGUGGUGUUUACUAAAGCCGCGGUCGUCGAUGAUGCCGUGGAAGAUUAUCCACGAGUUAUUCCAUUGCAAUCUGGAUUUCUGCUCAUGAGUCUCGUCGAGGUUAAGUGCAUUCGUCGAAUGCUUCUGGUCCCGGUCGAUGUUUCAAAGGUUUCCGACGUACUGUCCCGCCAGUACCCGUAUUUGCCAUCUGGACCACCGUCGCUGACCAACGAUGUUCCGCCAAAUAGUGCUUACAGUCCAUUGCACAAUAACCUAUCAUCGUUCCCGAGGCCUCCGGUCAGUGGAUACGACCCACAUGGCUCAAUGCGGGUUUCCGGCAUGCCGCCCGCUGGCGGUAUCGGUAUCCCCGGCGGGAAACCGGCGUAUUCGUUCAUGGUCACACCCGAAGGGCUGCAACCGGUGCCAUUCCCGCAUGAGGCCCUUGUUGGGCCCGGCAUCCCGCGACAUGCUCGUCAGAUCAACACGUUGACGCAUGGAGAAGUUGUCUGCGCCGUCACGAUAUCCAAUCCCACGAAAUAUGUGUACACCGGCGGAAAGGGAUGCGUCAAAGUCUGGGAUAUCUCUCAGCCAGGAACCAAGUCUCCGAUUUCCCAACUGGAUUGUUUGCAACGGGAUAAUUACAUUCGGUCCGUGAAACUUCUGCCGGACGGUCGAACUUUGAUCGUCGGAGGGGAAGCGAGCACCCUUAGCAUAUGGGACUUGGCUGCACCUACACCGAGGAUCAAGGGGCAGUUGGACUCUACCGCCCCCGCGUGCUACGCCCUGGCCAUUUCCCCGGAUGCCAAGGUCUGCUUCUCGUGCUGCUCAGAUGGUCACAUUGCCGUGUGGGACUUGCACAAUCAGUCCCUGGUGCGCCAAUUCCAGGGACACACCGAUGGCGCGUCGUGUAUCGAUAUCUCCAGCGACGGAACGCGGCUUUGGACUGGCGGCCUGGACAACACGGUUCGGUCAUGGGACCUGAGAGAAGGUCGUCAGUUGGCGCAGCACGACUUCCAGUCCCAAAUUUUCUCGCUCGGUUAUUGUCCAAGCUCUGGAAACGCAGGAGGCGGGGACUGGCUAGCUGUCGGCAUGGAGAGCUCGCACGUUGAAGUUCUGCACACUUCCAAACCCGACAAGUACCAGCUUCAUCUGCACGACUCGUGUGUGCUCUCCUUGAAAUUUGCCCAGUGUGGCAAGUGGUUCAUAUCUACCGGCAAGGACAACCUCGUCAAUGCGUGGAGAACUCCCUACGGCGCUUCCAUUUUCCAGAGCAAAGAGUCCUCUUCAGUACUCAGCUGCGACAUUUCGACUGACGACAAAUACAUCGUCACUGGUAGUGGGGACAAGAAGGCUACAGUGUAUGAAGUCAUCUACUGAUGAUCGUGGAUCGGAAAAACGAGUUUUGGAAAUGUCUGUCGGGACUCGGGACAUGUUCGGGCAAAAUCCAGCGGAGGAGUGCUUGCUGUGUGUUCUCCAGUUCAACAUUUUUUUCGUUUCGGUGUUUCUGAGCAAUGAGACAACGGGAUCUCGUGUCGUCUCCAUAACUGAGCAGCUUCACCCUUCCUGCGUAGCAGAAAUCGGAAUAUUUUUUUUAAACGUGCAUGAUCAAAGAUUAUGGGGGCAGUUGCCCAUGUCUUUUGUGUGGACGCAACCGAUGGUUUUUUUAUUGACAGUCGGUGUUCGGAUGAAUUUCCCGCGGACUUGUGUUGAAGCAAUCAGCUUAUUGUUGACGACCGCCGAGCAUGAUGAAAAUACUCAGCGCGAUAUGGAUUGCUGCUGCAGGGCAUUCCUUGCCAGGACAACGUAGCCGAGGAUUCCAUUCGUAAAGUUGAAGAGAAAACUUGAUCACGCUACGAUUAAAAUGAAACUGAAGGAUUUCGAAAGGUCUCACUGGAAGACACGACGCACUCUAGUCGGGUGUGACUGUUUGCUAAGGGAUGACGCUCCCUGGACUUGUGAUGCUGAAUGAUUGAGUACCGAAUGAGCGUGAAAAGUGGGCGUGCGAGCAUAGAAAUUUGUUCCCUCUAGAAUGAUCUGAUCUUAUAGAAACGGUUGGCUGAAGAAAUUGAUUCGCCGCAAUUGUUGAAUUCUUGAGCAAUGUAGGGGGUUUUGUUGAAUUGAUCGAUGCGGAGAAAAAUGCUAAGUGUGGAAAGAACGCCACGUAGUUUGAGAAUCUCGUUGAAUUUGAUAUUUCGCUUGAUGUGGAUUGCAAUUCAAGAAGGGUGAAAUUUCCUUUUUUUUUCAUGAAAUUCUCGUAUCUUUCGAUUGGAGUUGGCAGUGCCGGUUUUCAAGUGCAGUUCAAACACGGCUACAUCCUCAUGAGAUAUUGUUUCAGGCAAAACCGGAUGCUCAUGCGGAAUGUGCCAAGUGUGUUUUUUUUUCUCAUUAAAAUCAGAAAUAUAUGAUACGAUUUGCCAACUUUCAUUGAGAAAA